Morchella sextelata is the source of this 3426-nucleotide messenger RNA. RefSeq lists its product as uncharacterized. Gene Ontology annotation, biological process: protein phosphorylation; intracellular signal transduction; negative regulation of glycogen biosynthetic process. Gene Ontology annotation, molecular function: protein serine/threonine kinase activity; ATP binding. Bases 1 to 3426 code for a protein of 1141 amino acids. The record is from RefSeq and is a predicted model, not a curated record. NCBI's taxonomy places the organism in Eukaryota, Fungi, Ascomycota, Pezizomycetes, Pezizales, Morchellaceae. The transcript has 5 exons. Gene Ontology annotation, cellular component: cytosol; nucleus; cytoplasm.
AUGGAAGGACUCACAGUCUCGAAUAAUCGCAAUGGCGAAGGCUCAGACUCUUUGGGCGAGAUCAUUCGACCCAAAUCUACUCCACCAGUAAAAUCAGCCAGCCUUAAUUUCCCCCCCAGCGGUAACGACGCCGGCUCUUUAUCGGUUCGCCCAAGGAUACGGUUCUCGAUAGAUUCUGGUGCUCCACAACGGAUCGUCGAUCCCUUAUCUCAUAGUCCAGUAGCCAUUGGUGAAGGUGACCAUUUGUACACUUCCGGCCUACGACGGAUACGACAGCAAGUGGCCCCCCCUCCUGGCGCGCAGACCUUCGUUAUCCCCAAUUCCAUGCACUCAAAGUCAGUGCCUGGAACCCGAGUAAAUUCAAUCUCAUUCCCCACCUCGCCAACGCUGGGGUCAUGCGAGGACCUUGCACGCUUUCCAACAGAGUCGCUACAUUCAUUCUCGUUUGCAAAUCAGUCUGAAGAUCUCAUCCAUAGCAGACAAAACAUCCUUAAGCGAAGUAUUGAAUUCAUGAGGGACAAACUGGGAUGGGGAACGCAAUCCCCCAUGAUAGCGUCCGCCCAAGCCAGGAUCGAUGGUGACGACGAGGUAGCAAGUAUAAUAGAUCUGCUGCAAAAAGCUCAGCUUUUGUCCGAGGAGAACACCCCACUGAUGUCAGGGCCAAUCACGGGGCCUGCUGAGGUAGAUGGGAAUCCCUUUGAGCAGAGUUUUGGACCUACGGCUUCUUCGAAGGAGAAGAGGGGAAUUGGCGCGACUAUAUCUGCAAGCUCUAUCAACGGAAUGGGGGCUAGAUCUGAGGGCACAUCCCGCUCCACAACCAACGAGUCGACAUCAACCUCACACAGCUCCCCACCUCCGACUCGAAGAGCCAGUCUGAAGAGGACCUAUACCGAUACGACGCCUCUAACGGUGCAGACGAAGCUUUACGAGGCACUCGCACAGCCGUACCUAGCCUCCGAUGUCCCAAUGUCUGCGAACGGGAUGGGCCCGCGACCAAUGAUGAGCAAAUCCUCCGUCCACGGUCAUACAAGCCGGUACACUCCUGCGUCACAAGCGAUUUUCACAACCGAAGCGCACCACCCCUGGACAAUCUUGGCCGCCAACGAUUUGGCUUGCCUGGUUUUCGGUGUCACCAAAGCUGAGGUUCGGAAGAUUGGGAUUCUGGAGGUUGUCAGGGAGGAGCGCCGGGAGUGGCUCGCAGCUAAACUUAAUUCUGGAGAGAAUUCCUCAAUGUCGUUCCCCUACCCCCACAGCCAUCACGGGUCACCGAACGUCACCGGAGCGAUGUUACAGAAUGGCACGUUCGCUGGAAACAGGAGAUCCAAGACCGAUGUAUUCUAUACCAGUUCCCCACGGAAAAAUGGCGACUUACCCAAUGGCGGAAACGUAACCCUUCACCAUCCACAAAACAAGUCGAGGGGAGUAAUUCUAUGCGGGGACGUCGUACCGAUCCAAAAGCGGAACGGUAACACCGGAGCCGCCAGUUUGUGGGUGAAGGAGAAGAAGGGAGGACUAAUCUGGGUUUUGGAGGAGAUCAGCGAGGAUGUAGCAUUCUUGUACGUUUCAGAGGAGGAAGGCACAAAAGGAAUGGCCAUGCGCUUCACCGGCAACGUCAAGAACAUCUUUGGAGAGGAGACUUUUCCCGAGACUGGUGUCGACGUUUCUGACAUGAUUCCGAUGAUUCCCAAGAGAGCUGAUGGAUGCGUCGACAUGGAUCAGACUGCCAUGAUUCAUCAGUUUACAGCGAUAAGCAUAGAUGGAAUGGCGAUUCCCUGCGGUGUCGAGCCUUUACCUGACCGAAAAGCCCUUAGAGUCUCGUCGUUCCCCCACAUUGCCGGUAUCAUCGUGCUCUCGGCUUCAACUCUGAGAAUCACGAGCUCUAAUGCUGUGUUUUCUGCUGCGCUUUUUGGGCAGUUGACACCGGUUGGGCUCGACAUCAACGAGUUGAUUCCGCAGUUCGACCGAAUUCUCAGGUUCCUCGUAGAUGAGGACGGUGUUAAUCUCGUAGAUGGUAUGGUCAUCCCUGAGCAUUCCUUCCGAAAAGCAAAGGCUAUGAUUGCUUUGAGGGAUGGCAAGGAGGACGCGAUCGCAGUUUUCUCAAAAUCAAGUGGUCUUCCCGCCAGGCAUCGUGAUGGCGCGGAGUUGAAGGUAGAUGUUCAGAUGAGGGUUGUGAUGUCAGAAUCAAAAGAUAGGGAAGAGGUCAUGAUUGUAGAUGAUGAGGAUGAGCGAAAUGGUACUACAGAGAAGGGCCAGCUUGUGUACGCACUUUGGAUCACGUACUCCCGACACCUACACGCGGCAUCCCUGGACGUAGAUCCAGCCUCUGCAGCUUCUCGACGACCGCUGACACCACCCAAGAGACCUAGCCCAGGUCAGCCGAGCACCCCCACAGUUCCCAACUCACCUGAGGACCCAGGCUCUCCCGCCAGUCUAUUAAGGGAGCUCGACGCCAUUCAACAGUCCCCAACCCCACCAAGCUCCGACGACGAGUGUCCGUCCCCCACCACCCUCAAACACGUACCCUCAACUGCAUCUAUCGGAAUGUCUAAACGAAAGAAGGCUAUCUCAGACUUUGUGAUCCUGGAGGAAAUGGGCCAGGGAGCUUAUGGUCAAGUCAAGCUUGCAAGAUACAAGAGAAACCAUGCAAAGCGCGUCGUCCUCAAAUAUGUCACCAAACGCCGCAUUCUCGUCGAUACAUGGACGCGGGACCGAAGACUUGGAACUGUUCCUUUGGAGAUUCACGUUCUGGACUACCUACGAAGAGACGGACUUAAGCACCCCAAUAUCGUCGAGAUGACCGAUUUCUUUGAGGACGACAUCAACUACUACAUCGAGAUGGUCCCUCACGGCCUUCCUGGAAUGGAUUUGUUCGACUACAUCGAGCUGAAGGUCAACAUGGACGAGGACGAGUGCAGAAGCAUCUUCGUGCAGGUGGCUAGGGCACUUCAUCAUUUGCAUAUCAAAGCGGGUGUUGUGCACAGAGACAUCAAGGAUGAGAACGUGGUUUUGGACGGCGAGGGCAACAUCAAGGUCAUCGAUUUCGGAAGCGCUGCUUACAUUCGGAACGGGCCUUUUGAUGUCUUCGUUGGUACUAUUGACUACGCUGCUCCUGAAGUCCUCGCCGGAAAAUCUUACAAGGGCAAAGAACAAGAUGUUUGGGCGUUGGGUGUUUUACUCUACACCAUCUGCUACAAGGAGAACCCGUUCUACAACAUCGAUGAAAUUAUGGAUCGCGAACUCCGGAUUCCCUUCGUCAUGUCUGAGACCUCGCUCGACUUAAUCCGGUUGAUGCUCGACCGCGACGUUGAGCGAAGACCAACAAUCGAAAAGGUUCUGGCCCAUCCCUGGUUUGCAGAUCUUCCUGGACCGGAGGAAGCGCUCUUGGCCGAAUCACCUGUAUUGGCCAGCUCUAGAAAAGAAGACUAA